Messenger RNA from Xenopus tropicalis (tropical clawed frog), 573 nucleotides. It is a transcript of the gene or13aq4, whose product is annotated as olfactory receptor family 13 subfamily AQ member 4. The transcript has a single exon. Gene Ontology annotation, biological process: G protein-coupled receptor signaling pathway; signal transduction. The record is from RefSeq and is a predicted model, not a curated record. Lineage: Eukaryota; Metazoa; Chordata; Amphibia; Anura; Pipidae. Gene Ontology annotation, molecular function: olfactory receptor activity; G protein-coupled receptor activity. The coding region runs from base 1 to 573 and encodes 190 amino acids. Gene Ontology annotation, cellular component: plasma membrane; membrane.
AUGGCUUAUGAUCGCUAUGUUGCCAUCUGUAACCCCCUACAGUAUCCUCUCAUUGUGACGAAGAGCAUAUGUGUGCUACUGGCCAGCACUUCCUGGCUUAUUGCCAUCUUCAAUUCUUUCAUAUUUGCCUGGUUAGUCUCGAAUUUACUAUUCUACUCUUCCCAAGAAGUCAAUCAUUUCUUCUGUGAGAUGAAAUCUGUGUUGGUACAUUCUCGUAGUGACACUGAAACUAUCAGGGUUGCAAUAUUCUGGGAAAGCCUUAUACUGGGAUUUAUUCCAUUUAUACUAAUAUUGAUCUCUUAUUUGUACAUCAUUUCUGCCAUAUUAAAUAUCCAUACUUCAGCAGGUAGGCUGAAAAUCUUCUCCAGUUGCUCCUCUCAUCUCACAAUAGUCGUUCUAUUCUGUGGCACAACUAUAAGCUUCUAUGUGAGCCCCGAGACUGAGAACUCACAAGAGCAAAAGAAGUUUCUUUCUCUGCUGUACACUGCUCUGGUUCCCAUGCUAAACCCACUAGUCUACAGUCUGAGGAACCAAGAUGUUGGUAGAGCCAUUAGAACAUUCUUCCAAAUGUAA